UAAGAUAUUUGUAUGCCCUAAUAGUUUGUUUUUUAAAUACAUACAUUUCCUGUUGAAAUCAAUCAACAAUAAAAUUGGAAAAUCUGGCAGAAAAUAGGCCAAUAAUAGUCAAGGUCGUCAAGAUUUGCCGCUGGCAACUGAAAGCUGGCUGUAGUGAUUUUCUAAUCAUAUAGGGUAGAAUGAACCGGAUUUUCGGACAGUCGAAACCAAAACAGCCCCCUCCGAAUCUGACUGAUGUCAUUGCUAAUGUAGAUGGUAGGGUUGACUCCGUUGAUAAAAAAAUCGAGAAGCUUGAUGAGGAACUCAAAAAGUAUCAACAGCAAAUGUUGAAGAUGCGCGAAGGUCCAGCAAAAAACAAUGUCAAAAUGAAGGCAAUGAGGAUACUUAAACAAAAGAAGGUCUAUGAACAUCAAAAGGAACAGCUUUCCAACCAAAGCUUCAAUAUUGAGCAGACCAACUUUGCUAUACAAACCGUACGUGACACAAAAACGACUGUAGAUGCUAUGAAAGUAGGUGCUAAGGAGUUGAAAAAAGAGAUGAAGCGUAUUGACCUGAACAAUGUCGAGGAUCUCCAGGAUGACUUAGCUGAUUUGCUUACUUCAACUGACGAGCUACAAGACAUUCUUGGUCAAUCCUACACAACACCAGAUGUUGACGAAGCUGAGCUGGAACAAGAAUUAAUGGGUCUGUGUGACGAACUAGGCAGUGAUACGACCUAUCUGAGUGAAGAAUUUAACGCACCAUCUGUCCCGACAGGAAUCCCUGGGGAAAGUGUACCCACUCCAGCUACAGGCAGUUCGAAAAUAGCCUCAAAUGUCACACUAGAUGAAUUUGGUUUGCCACAAAUUUCUUGAAUCAAUCAAUGGCUUUUCUCCGUCAGCAGUCCAAUAUACCUACAUUUAAUUUAAUCAGAAAAUAUGGUUUUAUCUAUUAACGUAUCAUAUUCACCUUCUUUGCUUGUGAUAUUUGUUAACGAAAUGAAAAUCUUUCUCCCUAUAUAUAUAUAUAUAUAUAUAUAUAUAUAUAUAUAUAUAUAUA
Molecule: messenger RNA, 1038 nt
Organism: Trichobilharzia szidati
Lineage: Eukaryota; Metazoa; Platyhelminthes; Trematoda; Strigeidida; Schistosomatidae
Source: the annotation of a GenBank genome assembly